CUGUCCCGGCGCGCGUCCCCCGUGUUCCCGUGGCCAUGCUGUGCCGUGCUCUGCUCCGCCGCGCCGCCGCCGCGCCCGCCCGUCGGUCCCCUGCGCUUCCCCUGCAGCAUCUCUUGGAGAGCUACCAGUGUAGCCACGAAGAUGACCAUCUGUCUUACGGGGAAACCGGGAUGCCGGUCCCUCCUUUCGGCUGCACCUUUUCUACAGCCCCAGCUUCGGAGCACAUACUGGCAGUUGCAAAUGAAGAAGGGUUUGUUAGACUGUAUGAUACUGAAGCACAGACCACCAGCAAGCUCAUCUUUAAAGAAUGGCAGGCUCACUCAAAUGCUGUAUUUGACCUUGCCUGGGUGCCAGGGGAACACAGGAUUGUCACUGCUUCAGGAGAUCAGACAGCCAAGGUGUGGGAYGUGAGAGCUGGCGAGCUUCUUGGCAUAUGCAAAGGUCACCAGUGUAGCCUCAAGUCAGUUGCUUUUUCUAGAUUUGAGAAAGCUGUCUUCUGUACUGGAGGCAGAGAUGGAAACAUCAUGGUUUGGGAUACCAGAUGCAACAAGAAAGAUGGAUUUUACCGGCAGGUGAAUCAAAUCAGUGGAGCACACAAUGUGAUUGACAAGCAGACUCCUUCCAAGGGGAAGAAGAAGAGGCAAAACCUGAGAGGACUUGCUCCCUUGGUGGAUUUCCAGCAGAGUGUAACUGUAGUGCUGCUUCAAGACGAGCAUACUAUUAUCUCUGCAGGAGCUGUUGAUGGCGUGAUCAAAGUGUGGGACUUGCGCAGGAACUACACUGCUUUCCGUCAGGACCCGCAGCCUGUCCGGUCCUUCUGCUACCCUGGAACCAGCACUCGCAAGCUUGGAUAUUCUAGCCUGGUUUUGGAUUCCACUGGCRCUAAUCUGUUUGCUAACUGCACUGAUGACAGUAUCUACAUGUUCAAUAUGACAAGUUUAAGGACCACUCCAGUGGCUGUUUUUAGUGGACACCAGAAUUCAACCUUUUACAUCAAAUCCAGCACCAGCCCAGAUGACCAGUUCCUGGUCAGUGGCUCGAGUGACUGCAAUGCUUACAUCUGGAAGGUUUCUGAGCCCAGCCUUCCUCCACGGAUACUCCUUGGUCACUCUCAAGAAGUUACCUCCAUUGCUUGGUGUCCUUCAGACUUCACUAAGAUUGCCACAUGCUCUGAUGACAACACUGUGAGGAUUUGGCGCUUACGGCGUUGUCCUGAGGAAGAGAAAUCAGUAUCCAGAAAAAGCAACUUGGUGGGCUGGGUCACUCAGAAGAAACCAGAAGAACAACAUGGAGCAGGGUCACCAGCCAGCCUCCAGAGCACUCCAGCCAAGGCCUUCACAGCAGGCAGCAUGUGCAUUUCCUCGCCCCGGCCCGCUGCCUGUGCUCCCACUUACUCCGGAGAUCUCCCGCUGGCAACAAACACUCCCAYGGCUGCUCUCAACACCCCGACCACCACAGCCUCCACCCCAGCCAAGCCACCUGCAGCCAGCCCCUGUGCCUCUCCCAAGCUGAUCCCUUCCUCCAAAAUGUCCAUCAAACACUGGGUUACRAGGACUCCAUGCUCUUCUUCUCUAGAAGUGGAGAAAAAGACUCCUUCUCCUAGAAAAGCCCUGGCAGAAGUCACCCAGGGUCUCCUGGAAGCUGCYUGCCCUCCUAAAGUCCCACACCCACAGUUUGAAAAGCGUGCUAAGAGAAGGCUUGACUGCAGCAAGGAGGGAGACGUGGGCCAGAAGUGUCUGCAGGCCUGUAGCUGUGUGACUGAGCUGGAUCAUGCAGCUAAGAAAUCCAAGCUGAAUUUAUGUCACUUGGUUCCAGACCAGAAAGCUUCUGAUGAAGACUCUCUCAGCUUGGUUGACUUGGAUAACAACAACAAAGGCUCCAGCCACAGCCCAAAAGAGCCUUCCCUUUCUGGAAGCCAUAUUAAUCCAUCAGGCAUUCAAACCUCCCUCCAUCUUUUCAGAUCUCCUUGUGGGAAGGACACUGAGGUAGUAGAUAAAGAGAACAGUUCUCCUGAAAGAAAAAAUUGGUUGUCUGCUCUGGGAGAGAAGCUACGGACUGGCAGACCUGGCAGCCAGAACACAUCAAACAGCCCCCUGUCAUCCUGCAGUCCUGGUGCCAAGAGACAAGAGUCUGUGGCAGUGGCCACUUCGCCAAAAACUGCUGCGAGCACUUCAGUUUCCAUGAGGAAGAUCUGCACAUACUUCCAYAGAAAGCCACAGAAUGACAAGCAGCAUGCGGUGGUUGCACCUGAGGGAUGUUGACACCAAGGUAUCAAGACCAGAAUUAACAAUGCCAGCAACGAAGCAYCAGGAUUACACAAUUUGUUCUCAGACCUUUAUAGACUUGAGGUUUUAGUCUUCCUGUUUUUAAAGYUGUUAACAGUUUAAGUGAGCUGAGUGUGUAAAAUCUGCUCAAUACUUACUCAUGGUCUCUUUCUGACUUAGGGCAUGUAUUUUUUUAUAAACAGUAUUUUUUACAUGGCAACUAUUCUAGUCCAAAGACAGCAACAGCUCUGCUGUGUAUUGUUGAUAGGCACAUACAGCUUGUCAGUUUAUGUUACUCAUCUGCUGUUCAAAUUGCCUCUGCUUAAGAACAGUGUGUAAAUCAUUACACCCUCCUGAAAAGUAAGUGUUGGAAUGUGUGUAGAGAAACUUACUGGAGGUACAUCUGAGCCUCUUCAUGCUGAAUGGCAUUUCUGCAGUUACUCCUCUAGUACUGCAAUGACUGCCUGCUUCCAGCAGGGAAGUUAGCAACGUGUUAAUUCAAUCUAAAGGAUUAAAUCUAAAAGACUUUUGGACACCCUGUGUCCAUCUGAUGGUGACUGUGGUGUAAGAAGAGACAAAGUAUAAUCAAGUACGUAAUGCCAGUACUCCCCUUUCUUCUCUGGAAACUACUAUUUACCUACUUAGCUGCCUCUUGAACCAGCAGCACUACAGCUCUUAAGACCAAAAGUUUGUCACUUUUGUGAAAUCAAAUACUGGCAAGGUGUGCUAGAAGAAUUAAUUUGAUUUAUCCUAAAUAGGCUUCCCCCAACAGCCCAUUGCCAGUCAGCUCUUACAGAUUCAGCCUGUAGCAAAGGCAUUAGUAACUGCUUAUAACAUACUUUCAUAACAGCUUUAGAAUACAGUAGUUACAAAAUAAUACCUUGUAAAUUGGGGGAGAGCUAAUUGACAUUUUAGAAAGCACUUUUACAUAUUAAUAUUAAAUGCUUUGCCAUUGUAAGUCAUCCCUGAUGCUGAUAGAACAAGGUCACUGAAAUAAGAUCACUGUCCUACUGGCUAAUGACACUAAAUCCUCAGCCAUGCUUUCUCCCAGGAUCUUCUAGUAGAAGUAGGAUCUUCUAGUAGAAGAUCCUUAUCUUAGGUUGGAGCAUCUACUCUGUUUUCUGGUGUUACAGUUCCUAUGAACUCCAAAACAAAUUAAACCCUCUGAAUCCCUGUGAAGUUUUUCUACUGCAGAAGAAUUGAGGUAUUUGAAGAGGAUGGGAUCCCACUAACUUAUGUUUUCUAUCUUAGAUUUUAAGAUUUUACUUAGAUUUUACUUUACAGUAAUGUUGGAAAGCAUGGUAGCUGAAAGGGAUUAGAAGGAAACAUUCUGGUGUGUAUUUCAUAUGGUAGAUUGUAUUUUACAAGGAAAUAAAUUACUUGAGAGAAAAUGGCUUUUGUGAAAGGUCUGUUACAGCUACAAAGCAACAAUAAAUGUGUAGWGUGCUUCUUUUAAAAAAAGAAAAGUAGUUAUUAUCAUGUUGCAUCUUUAAGCAGAAGCACUUGGGUACAAAUGGGGGCCAGAACAGCUUUCUCUCGUUUAGUGAAUCACAGGCCAUCACCCUAUGAAAGGCAAUGUAGCAUUUCAGGUAUUUUUAUAUCGUUUUUCUUAAAAAAAGUGAUUUUUUUAAAAAGUGAAUAUCUGAGUAGAUCUAGGGUCUUAGGCAAAACAGGAAUAUAAAAAAAUCUGCUAGUCUAAUUUUAACCUAUUUCUGGAUAUUGGAGUAGAUGGAAGUAGUUGAAACAUAACCUAAAAUUUAGUASAUUUGGGAUUUAAUUCUGUCUUCAUUUUAAUUGCAACUGUGUAGGGUACAACCUGCCUUGCCCAGAUCCAGAUUUUCAAGCAGAAUUCUUCCAUGCAGUUUGUAAAAAACAUUKCUGAAUAAGGAGUUGUGAACCCUAUUGAAGUACGUGAGAAUUGUCAGGCACUUGAAUAAUAGGAUUUCAUGUUUCUCCACUCUUCCACAGCAUUUUCCUCCUCCAGAAAAAUUCUGCAGCCAAACCAUUAUCUCCUACAUCUUGUAAAUGGCUGCCUAGAGAUGAUACACACUAAUGGGUUACCACCUGGAUGAAUAAUAGUCUGUGGGCAUGUAGGGCUUUCUGCUUUCAGACAGUACUUUUUUAGUGGAACAACUUGUUUUAUGGACYACCAGGCAUUUAUUUUUUCACCUGAAGCUGAUGUCACCCUGGUCUAGGAGAAUUAACUGAAACAUAUUUUUCUAUGUCCAACAACCUUGACCUUAUUGUGAUAAAAUCAAAAUUGCAAAAGCACAGAAAAAUUGCUGAUACAAAUCAUAUGUCAGGUGGUUCAAGGUAACCAGUGCUGUCUUUACCUAAGAAGCUUGAUAAACUAAGCAUUCAGAGAGUGCUUUCAGUUGUUUUGAGCCCAGCAAGCUAUGCCUCUGAUUUCUCUUUUCUUCUAAAGGAUUUACAGAAACUCUGACCUCCAUGUUUUAUAAUCAAAUUAAGCCUUUUAAGGUAUUAUUCCCAAAUCCAAUAUAUGUAUGUAAAUCCCACCUUAAGUAUCUUACAGGUUUUUCCAUGCAGAUGAUAGUGCUUCCUGAUAUUUUGUCUCUAUCCUCAGUGUUUACCCUCUGAUUUACCAACUGGGAUUUGGGGCUGACUGCAGCAGUUUCUGAUGGUGCUGCAUCCCAUAGUUGUCACUGCUGCUCUCUUGAAAGCUGUGCCUCUCCCUGCUCUGCUCCAAGCAGCCAACCAGUUUGGAUUGAGGGUAGCUUGACAGUGACUGGAGCUAACCCUGCUUGGCAAAACUGGGCAGGCACUUCUGGGAUCUGCACAGAUGCAUGGUCAGCAAGCCUGGGCAAGCAUUUCUUCUGAGCACUCRCUUAGAGUCCCUUGGAGAAGCUAGCUACCAAGAAAACUAAAUUUUACUUGCCUCAGUUCCCUGCCCCAGCAGAUAGUUACAGACCAAAACAGAUGUGAGCGUGUGGGGACAACAUUG
Molecule: messenger RNA, 5226 nt
Organism: Malurus melanocephalus (red-backed fairy wren)
Lineage: Eukaryota; Metazoa; Chordata; Aves; Passeriformes; Maluridae
Gene: DTL
Product: denticleless E3 ubiquitin protein ligase homolog
Exons: 15
Coding region: 36-2261 (741 amino acids)
Biological process (GO): proteasome-mediated ubiquitin-dependent protein catabolic process; mitotic G2 DNA damage checkpoint signaling
Cellular component (GO): nucleus
Molecular function (GO): protein-macromolecule adaptor activity; protein binding
Source: RefSeq, a predicted model, not a curated record